AUGUCCGAUGUUACCAACCCGCCGACUGCGGCCUCGGGUCGAGGCAAGCAGCUGAACAAGACGGAGGAAGAGGCGUUGAUUCGAAUUUCCAAGGAGCGUCAGGGUUCCCGCGUAUUCCCCGCGCAUCGUAAGGCUUUCUGGCUUGAGAUUUCCGAUCUUCUCUUCAAGGAAACGGGUCGUGUGUAUUCAUGGCAGUCUUGCCGGCGUCGUAUGGUUGCAUGGGAAUCGCUUACCCCUCUUGCCCCCUACAUGUACCGGGACAAGCCUAUUUAUCCACCUGAUGAGGAAAUUGAAGGCAUAGAGAAUGAGGCUACUCAGUCACUAGCCGUCACAAAAGGGGAUUUCAGCCCUCCCAUCAAUCAACACGAAGAGAGCGACAAUGAUUUGCCUCAGACCCCCUUCGUCUUGAGACGCAGUAUGAAUACGACUGUGCACCCUAGCCAGCGAGGGGUCGCCGAUCUACGCUGCAAUAUCAUCGAUCUUGUGCAGUGUACCAUGACCUCCCUUGAGGCUCAGGUCAACUGUCUAACCAACGCCCUUGUCACCGACGAGAACUCCUGUGAAGGUAUCAUCGAUGCACUCAAUCAUCUGAAAGGGGAAGUCACCAAGGCCAUCGGCGAUUACAAACGCUCCUCUUAG
Penicillium maclennaniae is the source of this 639-nucleotide messenger RNA. RefSeq lists its product as uncharacterized. The transcript has a single exon. The record is from RefSeq and is a predicted model, not a curated record. Lineage: Eukaryota; Fungi; Ascomycota; Eurotiomycetes; Eurotiales; Aspergillaceae. The coding region runs from base 1 to 639 and encodes 212 amino acids.